Messenger RNA from Colletotrichum acutatum, 705 nucleotides. RefSeq lists its product as uncharacterized. The annotation marks the transcript as partial. Lineage: Eukaryota; Fungi; Ascomycota; Sordariomycetes; Glomerellales; Glomerellaceae. The record is from RefSeq and is a predicted model, not a curated record. The transcript has a single exon.
AUGUCCGCCCUAACCCUUAACAUUCGCCCUACGCCUGGAAAAUACAUUCAACCUCGGAAGGGACUCUUCUGCCUCGGUCAGCUCCCAGUUGACAUCCGCUGCCUCAUCUAUGAGUUCAUCCUCAUCGAACCCAAGAGAAGAGACAUUGAACACAAAUCUGACUGCUUCUGGCAUUCCGAUCGUCUUAGACUCCUAGAGCCCCCCGCUUUCCUGCUCAAAGACAUUGUAAUUUCUGAGGAGCCUCGCCGUCUUAUAUGGGAUCUAGAUGGUUAUUACUGGCCUAGGAGUACCGUGUGCCGCUGCGAUCAGCGUAAGGGACUCGGGCUACUGUUGACCAGCAGGCAGGUGCACGCCGAAGCAGCGCCCCUCUUCUGGUCCAAGAAUACUUUCAGUUUUCUGAGCGGCCAUGAGGCUAUCACGGCCUUGAACCAUCUUAUCCGGCCAAGAUAUCGAGACCUGAUCACUUGCAUCACUGUGUUGAGUGCUGACCAGCGCGGUACACCUUGGAAUGUCCGAUUCGCCAGUGAUCCGACACAGGGAUGUGGCCCGGUGCCAUGGAACUCAUUCUGGCAGACGAUAACAAGGUGCCGAAACCGGAAGGCGAUCGAGGUCCCCACUGUUGCUUUGGAAACCUGUCCCGAUGGGUUCCAUCAACUUGCGACAGAGAACCCUGCGCUGAAUACAAACCUCGUCGACCUCAUUCCG